Molecule: messenger RNA, 1918 nt
Organism: Vicia villosa (hairy vetch)
Lineage: Eukaryota; Viridiplantae; Streptophyta; Magnoliopsida; Fabales; Fabaceae
Product: E3 ubiquitin-protein ligase At1g12760-like
Exons: 4
Coding region: 349-1482 (377 amino acids)
Source: RefSeq, a predicted model, not a curated record
CCGGAAAAUCUUGACGAAAACGAGACCAAUCCCCAAAGCCAAGAUAAAAAAAGUGUUCCCAUUCCUAAAUCCAUGGCCUAUUCAUUUUUUUAGAACCCAUUCAUUUCUUCCUUCUCAUUCUCUCCAUUCUCCAUUUCACAACAUCGGAUUAAAGGGAAGGCGGUUGGCGGACCCCACUGCCUCCCUUUCCAACAUCUCGUUUUUUCACUCAACUCUAAUCAAAUCACCUGAUUAAUCCAAUCAUUAAUUAAUCUCUUUCUCUUACACCCAUUAAUCACAAUCAGAUUGGCCAUUAGGUUUCAAUGUUGUUCUUCUUCUCCAUGAGAAGAACGUAGAAACCAAUCGUUGAUGGCAAACCCUACAACUCACCAUGUAAUCAUCGACAUAGCAACAACAACAAAUUCAAAUUCUGAAGCUUCUCCUUCUUCUGUUGAUGUUGUUUCCAAUCAAUCUUCAAAUUCUAGGUUAACAAGAGGCGAUGAGGUUUCUUUAGGACGUGUUUCCAGGACUCCGUUGAAUUCAGGAUUUUGUGUUUCUUUGGAAUUUGUUUUUACGUUUACUCAGAUUAUUGCUUCUGUUGUUGUUCUUCGUUCGUCGAGAAAUGAACAUCCUCACGCUCCGUUGUUUGCUUGGAUUGUUGGGUAUGCUUCUGGAUGCGUUGUUUCGCUUCCUUUGUUGUUGUGGAGGUAUUUUUCUAGGGGAAAUUCGGAGUCGAGAAGCUCGACAACGGUGGAUGAUCCUUCGGGGAUUCUGCUUUCGAAUCCGACUACGAUCAGAGGGGAGGAUGUUGUCCCUGUUUCAUCGAAUCAGGCUUCGUCGUUGUUCACGAAUACGAGAAUCAAGAUACUUGUGGAAUACAUCAAAAUCGUCCUAGAUUUAUUUUUUGCAUCAUGGUUUAUUGUUGGAAACAUAUGGAUAUUUGGAGGGCAAUCAUCUGCUAAUGAAGCUCCAAACUUAUACCGGUUAUGUGUAGUGUUUCUUACUUUUAGCUGCAUCGGUUACGCAUUGCCCUUCAUUCUAUGCUUAACAAUAUGCUGCUGUCUUCCCUGUAUAAUUUCCACUCUUGGGGUCAAUGAGGAUAUGGCACAAACCAGAGGUGCAACCUCUGAAUGCAUUGAUGCUUUACCAACUCACAAGUUCAAAUUGAAGAAAAGCAAAAGCAUAGAUGAAAACACUCCGGCUGUUAUUGAAGGUGGAGUUGUUUCCGGAGGAACCGAAAAGGAACGCAUGAUCUCCGGAGAAGAUGCAGUUUGCUGCAUAUGCAUAGCGAACUAUGAAAACAACGAUGAAUUAAGAGAAUUGCCUUGUUCACAUCUUUUCCACAAAGAUUGUGUAGACAAGUGGUUAAAGAUAAAUGCAUUAUGCCCCCUUUGCAAAAGGGAAGUUGGCAGGAAUGAAACAGGACCGGUCAUCGAGGAAAAUGCCAGCCAACAAAGGGGCGAGAGCAGGAUUGAGAACAGUCCUGCCAAUACCCCGCCGUAAUAUAGUUGCACAUAUAUGAUCAUAUAUUUAAUCCAGACUGCAGUUUUGUAAAACUUUUCCUUCUUAUCAUCUGCCCACUCUUUUCCUUGGAUUGACGUCUGAAUCUUAGUGCAUCUUUGAAAUUACAGUGAGUUUGACAAUAUUACGGGGCCACACCGUAUUUUGUUGAAGUUUCAAAGUGCAAUUUUUGGCCAAAAUCACAAUGAUACAUUGUGAUUGUGCUAAACUCAGCGUCUUUCCAAACAUGUACUUAGUUCAAUCAUUUUGUUUUGUUUUUGUUGAUAACUAGUGGGUUGAUAUCGGCCAAUGUUUCACUGGCCGAUACUGGAGUUGUAAGUGAAUGGAGGUUAUAUUUGCAGAGGCUUUGAUGGGGGAGAGAAUAUUAAUAAUAGAAAGAUAGAGAGAAAUGAAUUGAAGUGUUUCUUCUUCUUUUGUA